Molecule: messenger RNA, 1269 nt
Organism: Vanrija pseudolonga
Lineage: Eukaryota; Fungi; Basidiomycota; Tremellomycetes; Trichosporonales; Trichosporonaceae
Exons: 1
Coding region: 1-1269 (422 amino acids)
Source: RefSeq, a predicted model, not a curated record
AUGACACUGCCACUCCCACUGUCGCCACAGACCACACCGCCGUGCACGCCGUCUCCGUCAUGGAGCAGCACGUCGGUGCUGUCGAGCCCCGAGCCGUCACCAGAGGUAUGGACGCCGCGCGAGAGCCCGUCGUGGUCGACCGCGCAGCUCCCCCUCGCCGCACCGGUGCCCGUCGCGCCUGUCGCCGCGGGCCCGUGGCCGUGCUUCUGGGUCGGCACGUUCCGCUCCCCGCCGCCGAGCCCCAAGCCCCCGACGCCGCCGCGUACCCCGCGCACCACCAUCUCGCACACGUACCACCCCGAGAUUGUCGACGCCAUCAUCGGCCUCUCGCCGCUCCCUUCGCUGCGUGUCCUCGCCGCCACGAACAAAAACCUCCGAGGCAAGGUUACCCCUCGGCUCCGCAGGCACAUUGUGCUGUCAUCCACUUCCAUGAUCUCGGGCCUUACCCUCGCCGCCGCGGACGGGGGCAGGCUCCCCGGUAUCCCUUCGUCACUGCCCACAUCAACGUCACCGCCGGCCCCGGCGACGCAAGCUGCACUCGACGACGCGCGUGUCGUGUCCUUUGCGUCCGCCGUGUGCCCAGAGUUCCUGCGCAAGUUUACCGACCAGGUGCGCAACGUCGACACGGUGCGCAUCCUCCCCCGCGCACUCACGGCCAACCUCACCUGGUUCUCCCCGCGCAACGAGUGCACGUUUGUAGUCUUCACCUCUGUCGACGAGCUACUGUCGUUGUACAUCCGCUUCCCCCAACUCCCCUCCUCCACCCGCCGACUGGUGAUCAACCUCGGCUGCUGCGAUGCGCGCGACACGGUCAUUGACGCGAUCAGCGUCGCUGUCAUGUCGUACGUCACGCACGUCGUCGACGAAAUCGUCGUCCUCUUCACCCGCCGUGAAGGGUGCGCCGGAUCGGCACUCGAGAGCGACGACUCGCCCACCUCGCUCGUCGACCUCAUCAUCAACGGCCUCACCUUCACGCUCGACCACGUCCGCUUCACCUUUGUCGACGUCGACGACAUUGGCAUUGCAGGCGAGGCGAACCUCGAGUCGGACCACUUCAAGGCAACCACCACCGCCCGCGUCACCGAGGUCCUCGGUGACCUCCGCUCCCAGGCCCAGUGGUGCUCCUGGGGCGACCCCGAGGAGUCGAAGCGCGCCCAGUGGUCCGACGACGAGCUCAGGACCAUGGCCCGCGGCAUGCGCUUCCUCUCGGCGCGUGAGUACAAAAGUCAGGUCGGUCAGUACCGGUACGACCUUGAGACAAGGGUGUAG